This is a messenger RNA of Kwoniella shivajii, 2955 nucleotides long. RefSeq lists its product as uncharacterized. Gene Ontology annotation, molecular function: protein binding. Gene Ontology annotation, biological process: response to starvation; autophagy. The record is from RefSeq and is a predicted model, not a curated record. The coding region runs from base 1 to 2955 and encodes 984 amino acids. Gene Ontology annotation, cellular component: cytoplasm. The transcript is spliced from 5 exons. Lineage: Eukaryota; Fungi; Basidiomycota; Tremellomycetes; Tremellales; Cryptococcaceae.
AUGUCGCACCUGCCCUCUCUAGCGGGUAUGACUUCUCUCAAAGGUUUCUUACCUACUUCGCCGACUAAGCAGUCGACCAAGCUAUCCUCUAUCACUGCCAACGGAACGAGCGCUAGCAGCGGAACGCGGGCAAUAUGGCAGCAUGGGGAUUUGGCCGAUGGGCGAGGCAAAAUUCCUCUACUCCUAGUCACUUCCAAAUCACAUAUUCUUCAAGUCUUCGCCAUUUACACCAACAAUAUCCCUGAUGAUCCCCACAUACCCGAAAUCUUUCCUUCCCCGGAGGAAAUUUGUUCUGUCCCUUCUAUCAAAUAUGACAAAUCCACUCGGAGAUCAAAGCUAGACGAGGUGGAAAUAGUACCCUCGAAGGAAGGGUCAGAACAGGUGUUGAGCAUGACAUUAUUGGAAAACAAUAGCGAAUUACUUGUUGCCCUUCUUAUUGCGAGUGAAACUUCAAGAAAGUUGUCGAAGAAAUCUUUAGCGUUAGUUAUUGUCAGCUUGAACACCGGAGUGGUUGUACGAAAAGUAGAGCUGGGUGUCGGGAUUGCUGCAACAGUGCAUUCGACAUCUCGUAUUAUCGCUGUAACCGUUGCUCAACCUAUACCUGCUAUUCACAUCUUAGACGCAAUUACCUAUCAACCUCUUCCCUUUUCUCCAAUCACCCAAAUUGCUAGUAAUUCACAUACCAAUCUGCCUAUCAUCUCCCUUUCAGGUCGCUUGCUGGCUUUCGCCACGUCUGAGUCACCUCGUGCGCCCGGUCCCGAUGGUUUAGGAUCUAUCGUCACCUCUACCAGCCUUCACGCCUCUCGAGCUUCUUCGUCCGAGCGAAGGCGCCCUUUAUCCAGCGGUCAAGACACUCAGGCCGCUAUACUAUCAUCAGCUGUAGAAAUCGGUGGUGGAGUAGCUAGGGGAGUCUGGGCGGGCAUAAAAAUGGGAGCUAAAGCUGCGAAUCGAGCACGGAAUACUCGAUUAGCAAAAAGUGCACCAACUGAUACUAGUGGUAUCUCAGCAGUCGAUGAGACGGAAGACUUAGAAUCUGAGAGCAGGAGUCUAGAUGAAUCUAGCGUUUUGGAAGAGAUGUCUCCUUCCUCGCCAAAUAUCCCUCAUAGCGAAUGGAUCAAAGUGGUAGAUCUCUUCCCUCGCCCUGCCAAUAAAGCAAGGUCAAGGCAAAGCAGGAGGCCUUCCUCCACUUCCAAAAGAACCGAGUCAAAGGCAUCGAAUCAAUAUUCUGUCGAUGAUGCCAUCGAAGGUUUUGAGACAAUUGCCCAUUUCCGCUUACCUUCUUCGUCCUCGUUACCAAUUGAUCCGACGUCACCUAAUCAAUCUCACCGAUUGUCCAAUAAUCGUUCUCACCCUAUUGCUCAUUUGUCCUUCUCGCCAAAUGGGACGCAACUGCUUGCUGCACAAGAUGAUGGAAAGUCCUUCCAUAUUGUCGAAUUUCAUCCUGCUGGCUUGGACAGAGGCAACGUUAAAGGGGAAGUGAAAGGUCAAGUUUGGCAUUUAUACGAACUUAGAAGAGGUCAUACGGCUGCAAUUGUGAAAGAAGUCAGGUGGGACGAAGAAGGUAAAUGGGUAGGUGUGGGAACCGGUAAAGGGACAGUUCAUGUAUUCCCCAUAACACCAUCAGGUGGACCUCCUUCAGCUUCCACCCAUGCGACAGACAAAUUCGUCAACCCAUCUCAACUACAUCCACUCUCAACCGUUAUAUCGCCAACCGCAAGACUACGGCCUCGUCUAUCGCCUCAUGAUACUGAUCCACUUGCAGCCCCUAACAAAGCACCGCCUUCAGAAGAAGCAGUAUUCAAUUUCCUUUCUUUGCGUCAACACCCUUUAUCCAGGAAAACGUUUUAUCAAGAUAUCUCAAUGUUCCGUCCAUCAUCUAAUACUCUAGAGCUUGCCCGAUUAUCAGUUCAUCCUAUGGAACAUGCCAACGCGACUGAGAAAGAAACUCGCUCAUUACAGAGAAGGGGUAGUGCUCUAACAGAAAUGAUGAGGAGUAAGGCGUUUGGAGAAGGGAGUGAUUUGGGUGUUGAAGCAAAUGUCAAAGCCGCUUGGAGCUUACCGGAUGGUGUGGACGAAGAGCUGUUAGUCGAUGGAACCUCCUUGGCUAUUCAUCAAUUAUCGCUUCAUGGAAGCGCCCAAUCGAAGAGUCUGGCUCAUGCCGAAAUCCGCACCCAUUGUAUCAGUUCCUCCAUACUACCAUCAUCGAUAUAUUUAUCACGUCAAUUAGAAUUUUUCGCAUCUCGACCCAUUGACGAAUAUUCUCCAUUAUCGAUCUUGGACCUUGAAGCUAGACAGAGAAAGUUAUUGUUCCGACAAGAGGUAGAAGCUUUUUCACCUGAGAUCAAAGCCUUCGAUGAACCGCUAUUAUCUGCGUUACAUUCCGUCAUGGAAGAGAAGCCAUCUACACAGCUACCUGGAUUGCCAAAUGGACCACCGUCGUCGAAGAGAUGGCCUGCGACAAUACCUAUCCAAUCAGUGGCCGCCGGACUGAACGAGAGUGUAGAUAGGGUAAGAAGGGAAUAUGUAAGAGCACAAUAUAUCAGAAAUAAACGAAGGGCAAAUGAGAAAGCUGGAUUGAGUUUAAGCUUUGAUGAAGACUCUAUUUCAAUCAAUAAUUCAUCUUUUUCAGGUAAGAACGAAGAUGAUGAUGGAGAACUUGAUUCAUCUUCUUCUCCAUAUUCGAACAUAUUACCUACAAAUUCAUCGACAUCCAAUACAACAUCAACAACUGAAUCAACCGAUGAUAUUGGUGCAAAUGGUGAUGGUGAAUUUGCAAACGAUGAUGUCGAGGUGGAUGAAGAAUGGAACACACAAAACUGGGAAGAAGAAUAUAAUAAAGCUGUUGAAAGUGACUCACCACAAGAAUUAGUCUUAGGUUUGAUGGACGAGGAGGAGGAAGAAAGAAGGAAAUGGCAGAUUAAAAGAGAAAAGCUGAAAAAAGAAUAUGCCAAAUAA